UGUUUAACUAAUUAACAUGUCAUUUAGUCAUAUGAUUGUUAGUUACUUAUACGGGUUUCAUCUGAAUUAACGGAGAUUAAUGGAGAAAUGACGGAGAUAACCAACAGUCAGGCUGCAUCUCAAAAUAGGUAAGGAGCAACAGCCUCUCUUUUUCUCUUCUAACAGCCAAGAGGGAGGGAGGAGUUUAAACAAAGGCCUCUCCACAUAAAAAAAAUGGAGGCUUGUGCAGAGAAGCCAUGGUGUCCUGCUCUUCACAGUCUACAUGCUGCCAUUCAUACUUCUAAAGCCUUCAAAUAAGACAACUACAACCAGGGUCUACACUUGGAAGCUUCAAAACAGUGUCACACAGGGUUUUGCUGCCCCUGCCUGCACUGAACAAAGAUAAUUACUCAGGAAACAUUUCGGCCAAUCAGAAGCGGCCUUGUAUCCUGCCUGUGAGGAAGGCGACCAGUCAGGAUCUGGCUAACAACACCGGGGCCUGAUCGCCUUGCCUGAAGAACGGAGCCUUCCCCGGCUGAGGGCUGAGAGUGUCCUCCAUGUUUUAUAAGUGUUGACAUAACAGUGUGUCAGGCAGCCAUGCAUCCACAGAGUCUGGCUGAGGAGGAGAUAAAGACAGAGUCUGAUGUGGUAGAGGGGAUGGAUGCAUCCGUACGAUCCAAAGUCCCUGACCCACCAGGGUCAGCAGAACGGCUCGUGGCACCACAGAAGAGAAAGGUGUCCAGUCCCACACAUUCCUCCAAUGGACACUCUCCCUCGGACACCUCUCCCAGCCCUCUCAAGAAAAAGAAGAAGCCUGGGGCCAUUCACAGUGGCAGCAAAGACCAGUCAGAGCUAAGACAUGGUCCCUUUUACUAUAUGAAGCAGCCAGCACUCACCACAGACCCUGUUGAUGUUGUACCGCAGGACGGCAGGAAUGACUUCUAACUGCUGGCUGUGACACCGCGAGGCCAGGUGCUCUGCUGUGAGCUCUGCCCCCAGGGUGUACCACGCCAAGUGGCCCUCAACUACCAGCUGAGCCCGAGGGGCGACUGGUUCUGUCCAAGAUGUAUUUUGUUGCAGAAAAUAACGGUUGCUGAAUGCAUCGAAACCCAGAGCAAGGCAAUGACAUUGCUCACAAUAGAACAACUCUCCUAUUUGCUCAAAUUCGCACUUCAAAAGAUUAAACAGCCUGGGACUGAACCUUUUCUGAAGCCUGUUUCUCUGGAACAGCACCCGGAUUAUGCAGAGUACAUUUUCCACGCCAUGGACCUGUCAACUUUAGAAAAGAAUAUCAAAAAGAAAAUGUAUGGCUGCACUGAAGCCUUUCUUGCUGACAUGAAAUGGAUUUUACACAACUGCAUAAUCUAUAACGGAGGCAAUCACAAAUUAACAGCAACUGCUAAAGUCAUCAUCAAGAUUUGUGAACAUGAGAUGAAUGAGAUUGAAGUGUGUCCAGAGUGCUACCUGUCUUCAUGCCAAAAAAGAGACAACUGGUUUUGUGAGCCAUGUAGUCCACCCCACCCUCUGGUCUGGGCUAAGCUAAAGGGCUUUCCCUUCUGGCCAGCAAAAGCACUUAGAGAAAAGGACGGGCAGGUAGAUGCACGUUUCUUCGGGCAACAUGACAGGGCCUGGGUACCCAUCAACAACUGCUACCUCAUGUCCAAAGAGAUCCCUUUCUCUGUGAAGAAGACAAAGAGCAUUUUCAACAGUGCCAUGCAGGAGAUGGAAGUCUAUGUGGAAAACAUUAGCAAGAAAUUUGGGGUCUUCAACUAUGCACCCUUCCGGACUCCCUACACGCCCAACAACCAGCUACAGAUGCUGCUGGACCCCUCCAACCCCAGUGCUGGGACAGUGAAGACAGAGAAACAAGACAAACUCCGCUUCAACUUCGAUAUAACUGCGUCUCCUAAAAUGGUCCUGGGCAAGAGUUCCACACCCAGUGGCAUGAGCCGGAGGGUCUCAAUGACAGACAUGCCUCGGUCUCCCAUGAGCACCAACUCCUCGGUUCACACGGGGUCGGAUGGGGAGCAGGAAAUGGAAAAGCACAGCAGGAAUCCCGGCUUCCACUACAGCACUGGAGAGGAGUCAAUGGACUGUACUGCAUCUCCUAUGUCAGGGAAGAUGGGUCCUGCAGGCAGCCCGAAGCCCUUUAACCCUGGACUAGUGCCCAAGCAGGAGAGGACUGCAGGGACAGGCGGUAUCCUCAAUCUAAACCUGGACCGGGUGAAGGCUGAGAUGGAUCUGAAGGAGCUGAGUGAGACCGUGCAACAACAACAACAACAGCAGCAGCAGCAACAACAACAGGGGGGCUCAGCUUCCCUCCCCACCCCAAAGAGGUCCAUCAGGAGCCUGGACAAGACCAUUGAGAGUUGCAAGGCACAGCUCGGUAUAGAUGAGAUCUCUGAAGACGUAUACAAAGGUGUGGAUCACAGCGACUCAGAGGACUCUGAGAAAUCGGACUCAAGUGACAGCGAGUAUCUCAGCGACGAGGAACACAAGCCAAAGAUCUCCGCCCAGGACGACAAGGACAAAGCAGAGAGAAAAAGGCCCAAAGCAAGCGCCGACGGAGAGAGUAAGGAGGGAGUUACGAGGACAGUGGAUAAAGCCACUCCUGAACCCAUGCUCAAAGACAAGCACGGUAACAACGGCCUAGUGAGGGACCUCCAGGAGAAGCCCAGAACGCUUCAGCCUCUCGCUGACAAACCCAAAGCCCCAGAGGAGGGCAGAGGAGCUGCUGCCACAUCAUCAGCUGAGCAGGACUCUGACUCUGAAAGAGAGCUGGUGAUCGACCUGGGAGACGAACAUGGAGGCCGCGACUCAAAGAGGGCGAGGAGAGAGCCAGGAGCCAAAACUCUCAAAGAGCCCAAUGUCGCCAAGCUGGAAGGUAAACUGUCUUCAUCAGCUGCAGCAUCUGCUCCAUCACGGGAGGCCGCCUCUAACCUAAAAGACUCUUUACAACCGGCCAUCACAGCAGCCCUCAACCUUGUUUCCACUGCAGCUUCUGGUCAGCCCAGUGCUGCCACAGCCUCCAGUGGAUCCACCAGUGCACCCUCUCCUGCCACCUCGGCCUCCACAACAUCGCCAGUACCUGCAGCUGUAAAGAAACAGCGCCCUCUACUGCCUAAAGAAGCCGCUCAGGCCGUGCAGAAGGCGGUGGUUUGGAAUCCAACCAAGUUCCAGACGUCCUCUCAGAAGUGGCACAUGCAGAAGGUUCAGAGGCAGCAGCAGCAUGAGGAGCCGGCAGCCGUGCAGUCCCCGGCUCAGAGUCCGGGGCAAACACAAAGCCCACAGCAGCUGCAGAACUCCUCAAGUACCCGCUAUCAGACCCGACAGGCAGCCAAGGGGCAAAAGGACGUACCUCAGAGUACUUCCUUGUCGACAGCUGCCCAGGUCACAGGGAGCUCCUCUUCUUUCAGUUCAGGAGACGUGCAGAUCCCUACAGGCUCAGCCGAUGUGGCUGCUGACAUAACCAAAUACACAAACAAAAUGAUGGAUUCGAUAAAAGGGACAAUGACUGAAAUCUACAACGAUCUGUCCAAAAGCACAUCAGGAAACACCAUUGCUGAGAUCCGGCGGUUAAGAAUAGAGAUUGAGAAGCUGCAGUGGCUGCAUCAACAAGAGUUGUCUGAGAUGAAACACAAUCUUGAACUGACAAUGGCAGAGAUGAGGCAGAGUCUCGAGCAGGAAAGAGAACGUUUGGUGGCGGAGGUAAAAAAGCAGACAGAGUUGGAAAAGCAGCAAGCGGUGGACGAGACCAAAAAGAAACAGUGGUGCGCUAACUGCAGGAAGGAGGCCAUCUUCUACUGCUGCUGGAACACCAGUUACUGCGAUUACCCCUGCCAGCAAGCACACUGGCCUGAACACAUGAAGUCCUGCACGCAGUCAGCCUCAGCUUCUCAGCAGGAACCAGAAGCAGAGUCAAACUCCAUCCCUUCAGUGAAAUCCACAGGCCAAUCUCCUCCUGCCACACAGACCCUGACCCCAGGAGCAGGAUCCAUAUCGGACAAAAGCAACUCUCCCACACUUAUUGACAAGAGCAAGGACAGUGCUGGCGUUACUGUGACCUAACUGCUACACUACAGAUACUCUCGCACACCUUGCAUUAACGCUGUGGGGCUUUUUACAUCAGACAUGUGGCGUCAAACUUGGUGCUGGAAGGCCUUUGUGACAAAUCACUUUGAUUUUUCCAUUCCCAUGUGUACAUCUGCUUGGUGGACUUUUUUUUAUGUUUGGUUCAUCUCUCAUUCACAGUUUCCAUAAGUCGGUGAUCAGGUGGAUUCACCAUGUGAAAGUAGUCUGUCUUGAGAACUAAAAUGUGAGAUUAUACGUUUUCAUACUGUAGUUAUGUUAUAGCUCUGUUACCACUUUGUUUCAACUCUGAACAAGAUUGUAUCAACCAGCAGAAUAUUUACACUUCUCAAUGCUGCUCUUAGUAUUUCACAGCUGUUGUAUUUCUUUGAAUGGUCUUCAUAUAAUGAGACAAAAACAGCUAUUGAUAGAUAUUCAUUAAUCAUUGUGCCAUCACAGGUAUUUUGAGUUAUGCAAGUUCCACCUUUGUUUUAAACCAUGUCCGCUUCAUGUCAUUUAAGAUUUUUUGAUUAAUGCAAUGGUAAAAAUUAUAUUUGCAACUAUGUCCUCUUCACGUCAGCUGGGGCAUUUUUGGCUCAUACCAAUUUUGUAUUGUUGUUCCACAUUGUAUAGAAAACCUACAUAAAAAUAUCUGUGAUUUAUAAAAAAAAAAACUAAGACGUGUAAACUGUACAAAGUUUUGUAAGAAAGUACCUGGACAAUAUUUAUAGUGUUAUAUGUUUUUAUAGUAUGUUUAAGUAAAUCACAUUUCUAUGUGUCUAAAAAAAAAAGUUAUUUGAAAAUAAAUUACUUCAUAAUAUGAAUGUCAGCUCUGAGCGAAGCCUCUGUUUAUAACUGAUUCUCCAAAGCUGAUCCGACUGUCUAUAAGAAGGUGGAAAGAUAGAAACUGCAUUUGGCUGGAUAUUAUUUCCUGUGAGCAUGUCUGUUUUGGGCUUGUGUUCGUGUUUACAUAUUGUACAUAAAAUAAAUGGACUUGUGAAGAAAAAAUAAAAGUGCUCUGAUCAACCUAA
This is a messenger RNA of Notothenia coriiceps (black rockcod), 5078 nucleotides long. RefSeq names its product protein kinase C-binding protein 1. Gene Ontology annotation, biological process: regulation of DNA-templated transcription. The transcript is spliced from 22 exons. Gene Ontology annotation, molecular function: protein binding; transcription corepressor activity. Gene Ontology annotation, cellular component: cytoplasm; nucleus. The record is from RefSeq and is a predicted model, not a curated record. NCBI's taxonomy places the organism in Eukaryota, Metazoa, Chordata, Actinopteri, Perciformes, Nototheniidae.